AACAGAGGUGAGCAAGCAGCUCAACCUGAGCUCAGACCUGAGCUCAACGUCUGAAAAGUUAAAACUCAAAGUUCUAGCUAGAGCUCCCAGCACAUCCUCCUCGCAACCCUCUUGCUUUCUUGCCAACUGCACCGCAUAGAGUACGAGAGAGGCGGAACGGCCGUCCCUAUACUGCCCUAGAUCUUUCGGUUACCGAGCCCUCAGCUUCCCACCGCCUUCUCCAGCCCACCCCAGCCAACAUGGUCGUCCGGAUUCGUCUAGCACAAUGGGGCCAACGCCAUAACCCAUUCUACGGCAUUGUCGUCACAAACCACCGUGCAGCACGGGACGGCAAAUAUCUCGAGCGGGUGGGGACAUACAACCCUAUCCCCGACGCAACAGGGAUCAAGCGAAUGGAGCUGAACGCGGACAGGAUAAAGCAUUGGUUGGGCGUUGGUGCCCAGCCAAGCGAUAGGGUGGCUUGGUUGCUGGCAAAGCUGGAUCUCAUGCCGCUAAAACCACGCCAACUUCAGAACCAAGGCACUGUCUCAGUAAACGACCCCAAGACAUGGGAAAUCCAAGUACGAAAUGCAUCCGGCGCCGCCAUCACCCACCUGACCGCCUCCGAAGCUCGCAACUUGCUGUCGGAUACGGAACUCGGGAAGGAACUGCCGAAAGACCACCCGCCCAAACCGCCAGCUACGUCGUCGAUCACACAUGAGACCCUUAAACUGGACGGAACUCCACCGGCGCAACCAUUGACGGCCGCCGAGCGGUUGCUUGUGUUGCAGAAGUUGACGGGCAUCCAGCGAUGAGAUAGUGGAAAGGAUGAGCGUUACGAGAACGCAGGCACGCCAACACCUCCUUGUGCAAUAGGGGCACUGUUUUGGAAAACUGCACUCACACUACAUAUACAAGCAGAACCACAUAGAGUUCCCGAUUUUGAUGGGCAUCACCGGUUACUAGCUCGUGGAGGUUGUUUGUUACAUAUUUAUAGCCGAAUAGAAUCAGAU
This is a messenger RNA of Fimicolochytrium jonesii, 992 nucleotides long. RefSeq names its product ribosomal protein S16 domain-containing protein. The transcript is spliced from 2 exons. Gene Ontology annotation, cellular component: ribosome; mitochondrial small ribosomal subunit. Lineage: Eukaryota; Fungi; Chytridiomycota; Chytridiomycetes; Spizellomycetales; Powellomycetaceae. Bases 240 to 794 code for a protein of 184 amino acids. Gene Ontology annotation, molecular function: structural constituent of ribosome. The record is from RefSeq and is a predicted model, not a curated record. Gene Ontology annotation, biological process: mitochondrial translation.